AUCCUAUUCAAAAAUCGAAGCGAGAGAGAGAGUAAAAAUCUCGCCUUGUUCUUCGUCAAGCCCUCGUCCUCGUCCUCCUUUUGCCACUCCUUUUUCCAUGUAAGAUUAGCGCUGGGGUUCUGUGCGAACUCGACGGCCUACUUAUCCGCUCUCUAAGGUUUCCGACGUGUUGCCGGCCGGCCAGCGCCGAUGAACCUCCGCCGGAGAAUCCACGCCGGAACCCUCGCCUCUUCCUUCGUCUUCCUGCUCUUGGCCGUGAUCUACUUCCGCGGCUGCGGCGCCGAGCUGGACGCCCGUGAGGCGGAGAGAUCCGCGCUUCUUCAGUUCAAGCGCUCCGUCUCGGCCGACCCCGCCGAGCUACUCCAUGGCUGGAAUAGCUCCGUGGACCACUGCUUCUGGCCCGGCGUCGCGUGCGACGGCCGGUACCGGGUCGUGUCCGUCAACAUCUCCGCGAAAGGCGGAUCCUUUCCGCUCCCCUGCGCUCGAUUUGGCCCGUAUCGGCGGAGCUGCGGUGACCCUGGUCGGAGGCUAGCUGGAAGGCUGAGCGCCGCUGUCGGGAGCCUCUCCGAGCUCAGGGUGCUCUCUUUGCCGUUCCAUGGCUUUGAUGGCGAGAUCCCGGUCGGGAUCUGGGGGUUGGAGAAUCUGCAAGUGCUUGAUCUCGAAGGUAACUCGAUUUCGGGUAGCCUGCCCUCGCGUCUCCCUCGCUGGUUGCGUGUGCUAAAUCUGGCUUCCAAUUCGAUCGAAGGUGAGAUCCGGCCCUCGCUCUCGAGAUGUAUCGACUUAGAAACCCUAGACCUCUCUGGCAACGAGAUCAAUGGAACGAUUCCGAAAUUUCUUGGUGGCUUAUGUAAACUUAGAGAGCUGUAUCUCUCUUUUAAUCGGCUUGGUGGGUCGAUUCCUGAUGAGAUUGGAUACGGGUGCCGGAGUCUCCAGAUACUUGACUUGGCUGGAAAUCUAUUGGUCGGAAGCAUUCCGUCCAAUUUAGGCAGCUGCACUGAGCUGCAAGUUCUGUUGCUGUUUUCCAACCUUUUGGAUGGAUAUAUUCCUUCUGAUCUUGGGCGAUUGAACAAGCUGCAAGUUAUGGAUGUGUCAAGGAACAGUCUGAGCGGAACCGUACCUGCGGAGCUAGGGAACUGCUUAGAAUUAUCCGUCAUUGUUCUUCUGAAUCUAUAUGAACCGGUGCUGCAGGAAGCAGCUUCUAAUUCUGUUGAUAUGGAUGAAUUCAAUUAUUUCCAAGGUAGACUUUCUGAAAACAUCACUGCUCUGCCGAAGCUUAGGGUGCUUUGGGCCCCAAGGGCAAUGUUUCAAGGUGAGAUUCCUGGAAAUUGGGGUACCUGUGAGAGCUUAGAAAUGCUUAAUUUGGGCCAGAAUCUUUUCACAGGACAGAUACCUAAAGUGUUCGGCCAGUGCAAAAAUCUUAGGUUUCUUAAUCUGAGCUCAAACAGCUUGACGGGUUGGCUUGACAAGGAGCUUCCCGUGCCUUGUAUGGACGUCUUUGAUAUCAGUGGGAAUCGAUUGUCUGCCUUGAUCCCAAGGUUUACUUACAAAGAAUGCCCUUCAUCUCAGUUCCCGUUAGAUGACAUGUCCUUAGCUUACACUUCAUUCUUUGCUUAUAAGAGUCGCACAGGAGUUGACUUCCCUAUUCUUGAAACUGAUGGUGAAUUUCUUAUAUAUCAUAAUUUUGGAAAGAAUGAUUUUAAAGGUACUCUGCCUUUUUUACCAUUGGCCUCUCAUAGGUAUGGUAACCAGACUGUUUAUGCAUUUAUAGCUAAUGGGAACCAUCUCUUUGGAUCACUGAAUGCUUUAAUUUUAGAGAAGUGCAACAAAGUGAACCGUCUGAUCAUGGACUUAAGCAACAACAUGGUACAUGGGGUGGUGUCAUCAGAAGUAGGUGCAGUGUGCAGUUCUCUUGUUGUUCUGGAUGUAUCUAAUAAUCAGAUUUCAGGAACAAUCCCAGCUAGUUUUGGGUUAUUGUGGAAGCUUGUUAAUCUGGAUAUGAGUAGGAAUUGGCUGCAGGGCAAGAUACCUGACAGUAUUAAGCAGUUAAAAAGCUUGACUUAUCUCUCAUUAGCGAGUAACAAUUUAAGUGGUCACAUUCCUUUUGGCAUGGAUCAGUUGCAAUCUCUCAAGGUUCUGGAUCUCUCAUCAAAUUCCCUCACUGGUUAUAUUCCUAGUGAUCUCGUGAAGAUGACUAAUCUCACUGCUCUUUUACUCAACGACAACAAGCUCUCUGGGAGUAUUCCUUCUGCUCUUGCUAAUAAGACAUCACUCAUUAAGUUCAACAUUUCAGUCAACAAUUUGUCUGGACCAUUGCCUUUGAAUGCCAGUACACUGAGAUGUGACAGUGUCUUUGGGAACCCUUUACUCCAGCCCUGUCAUACAUACUCUCUCUCUGUUCCAUCAUCUGAUCUGCAAGGGAGUAGCCAGAACCCGCAAGCAUAUACUGACUCACCACCAGGUAGCACUCCAAAUGAUAGCGGCAAUAGUGGCUUUAGUUCUAUUGAAAUUGCUUCAAUUGCUUCAGCAGCCGCCAUAGUAUCUGUCCUCCUAUCUUUGAUAGUCCUCUAUAUUUACACAAGGAAGUGUGCACCUAGGUCCUCUGUUAGGUCAUCUGGAAGAAAAGAAGUGGCAAUUUUUGUUGAUAUUGGGGUUCCACUGACUUAUGAGAGUGUUGCACGAGCCACCGGGGGUUUUAAUGCGAGCAACUGCAUUGGAAGUGGAGGCUUUGGGGCCACAUACAAGGCUGAGAUUUCACCAGGUGUGCUGGUGGCUAUAAAGAGACUUGCAGUAGGAAGGUUCCAAGGUGUUCAGCAGUUCCAUGCAGAGAUCAAGACACUUGGAAGAUGGCGGCAUCCUAAUCUCGUGACUUUAAUAGGUUACCAUGUUAGUGACUCUGAGAUGUUUCUGAUAUAUAAUUAUCUUCCAGGAGGUAAUUUGGAGAGAUUUAUACAAGAAAGGUCGAGAAGACCUGUGGAUUGGAGGAUGCUUCACAAGAUUGCUCUAGACAUUGCAUGUGCACUUGCUUAUCUGCAUGAACAAUGUGUUCCCCGUAUCCUCCACCGGGAUGUUAAGCCUAGCAAUAUAUUAUUGGACAAUGAAUUCAAUGCCUAUCUCUCUGAUUUUGGAUUGGCUAGGCUUCUAGGGAAUUCUGAGACCCAUGCAACCACUGGUGUGGCUGGGACAUUUGGUUAUGUCGCUCCUGAGUAUGCCAUGACAUGUCGUGUUUCUGAUAAAGCAGAUGUAUAUAGCUACGGUGUGGUGCUUUUGGAAUUAAUUUCAGACAAGAAAGCACUGGAUCCAUCCUUCUCUCCAUAUGGGAAUGGUUUCAACAUAGUUACUUGGGCAUGCAUGCUGCUGCAAAAAGGCCGGGCUCGUGAAUUUUUCACUGAUGGGCUGUGGGAUGUGGCUCCACAUGAUGAUUUAGUGGAGACUUUACACUUGGGUGUCAAGUGUACUGUUGAUUCACUUUCUAUUAGGCCCACAAUGAAGCAAGUUGUUAAACUGUUAAAGGAACUCCAACCUCCACAUUUUGGGCUUGGUUGACAUAUUCACGUUGAGAGGUGAUGUGAUACAUUACUCAUGAACCCUCCCCGUGCAGAAAUAAUGGAACUAUUUUAAGGGUGCAACUCCUUGGAGUUUUGUCCAAGUUGUGACUCAAUUCUAUGCCUCUGGACCAUAGGGGUGCAUCGUAAUGAGUUUAUUGGCAAUCAUUACAUAGGUUAUGAUCUUCAAUAUCAGCUGGUACUGCUAAUGUGUGAACCAACAUUGACAAUUUUGAUUUCAAUAGUCUAAUUGAUACUUGAGCAUGUUUAAAAAGGGAGAGAAAAAGAUUCUUGCUAGUCGCUUAUUACUUUCUAGUAUGUCAUUGUCAUGGCCGAGGAGUCUGUUGGUCUAAUUAAAUAUAAAGAUGAGACAGUAAACAGAAACUUAUAUUUUCUAUUCCCAUAUCAUGUUAGAAUUCUUAAGAACCUCUUCACCGUAACUGUUGUAUCUUAAUAUGUUUUCUCAUUGCACAUAAUUGAAGCUAAACAGGAGUGGAUUUAGAUGAUUGGACUGAAAUUGAGAAGAGAAAUGGUGAAAGCCUGGUGCCCAAGAAGGUGGACGGAGAUACUAAAACAGUCAGCUUUCGGCACAAGAUGGUUGUUCUUCAUGAAGCCCUGAUGAUGCAGUAGUGGUUGAUGGAAAUAUGGCUCACCGAAGACCGAAAUCAUCUUUAUUCAUGUAAGAAAACCUCAUUGUGUUAAAGGUGUUAAUUUUUCUUUAUAACCAUUUUGAUCUGGCAGGAGCUGCGAUCUGUAGAUCUAAGUCUCACAACUGGAUCAUACUACUACUGUCAACUCUUGCAGAAGAAGGGAUCGCCAGGUGUCGAUUAACGAGUCAUCUGCGGGCCAUGGGAGUCAGCUGCUUCAUCGCCGAUCUCCAUCUCUCUUGCGUGAAUUCAAUACUGUUAUUGCUGAAGUCAACCGCUCAAAUCUCUUUCACUUACAGCGCAAAGCCUCUCUGAAACACCACAAACGGAUGGGAUAAGUAGAAGAACAUCACGGGCACAUACAAUAUGCCCACUCUUCAUGAAAUCUUUUGUUGCAAAAACAUGAAAUCACAGCCAUGCCUGAGAGAGAGAGAGAGAUGCUGAAUCUGUAGUCAAGAGUGUUGAACAAAGAAUCUCUACAACCUUGUCAGUUCGUGAACAUAUGCAAAGAAUUUGCUAAAUACCUUAAAUGCUGUGAGGAGAUCAAAAUUUAUUGAGCAUUCUAUGAGGAGAGAAGAUUGAGUCCAAUAAUGAAACUGUAGUCAAAGUGUUAAAUGAAGAAUCUUUUUUUUCGCUUGGAAAAGCAAUAUAUAAUCUUUUUUUGGCUUGGAAAAGGGAAAAAAAAUUGCUGUG
This is a messenger RNA of Musa acuminata AAA Group (dessert banana), 4882 nucleotides long. Its product is annotated as LRR receptor-like serine/threonine-protein kinase RPK2. The record is from RefSeq and is a predicted model, not a curated record. NCBI's taxonomy places the organism in Eukaryota, Viridiplantae, Streptophyta, Magnoliopsida, Zingiberales, Musaceae. The transcript is spliced from 5 exons. Gene Ontology annotation, molecular function: ATP binding; protein kinase activity; protein binding. Gene Ontology annotation, biological process: protein phosphorylation. Bases 190 to 3543 code for a protein of 1117 amino acids.